Bursaphelenchus okinawaensis is the source of this 1103-nucleotide messenger RNA. NCBI's taxonomy places the organism in Eukaryota, Metazoa, Nematoda, Chromadorea, Rhabditida, Aphelenchoididae. The record is from the annotation of a GenBank genome assembly.
AUGGAGGCGGCCGCCAAUGGAUUCCACGCAGCUCGACAACGCUACCGAAAACGACGAACUUCUCGUGCUGGCUCCAGUGCUGACGCAGUACGAGGCCGAAUCUACUCCAAGAUCUCAGGGAAAGAGCUAGGCUUAUCAGACGAACAAUGCGAACAGGUAGCCAUGGCCUUCUCCAACAUUCCAGACAAGUACUACGCCUUCGAACAGAUGUUCCUCAACUUGUUCAAUGUAAGGUUCAAGAGUAAUGUAAUUUUAAAGCUACGAGUUGGAUAGAGUUAUUGAGUUAGGUAUUAAAUCUCUUCUGUUUUAAAGACUAUAGUUACCUCUACAAUAUAAUAAUUUUGAAUAAUUUUCUUGUCUGUUUACAUGUCAUUUUUACGUUUCCUUGUACACUAAGGUUUACAUAAACCUAUAGUGAUUGCUUGCAGAAAGAAGACCCCCAGCUAGCCGUGGUCUUCGGCUUCGAAGGAAUAAAACCCGAAGAAUUGCGACGAAUGAGUCCAUUUCGAACUCACGUAUGCAAAUUUCAACGAUUUAUGACCACCGUGCUAGACAUGUUACCCAAAAAAAACAGAGAAGAAGAGCUAGUACAGAUUAUAAGGUAUUUUAACAUUUUAUGCAAAUUUACAGCUUCAAAACCAGUUCUGUAACCAUAGCUUGCAGAAUGGUAGGACGACAACAUUGUAAUGUAAAACUGUUGAGUUUCACCGCGCAGAAAUGGCUAUCUUUCAAAAAUGCCAUGUUAAACGCACUAGCCAGAGGCGGAGAGUCGAACAAGUAUUACAGUAGUUGGAACAUCUUGGUCAGCUUCAUGAUAUCCGAAAUGAAAGACGCCUACCUGGCACAUGUGAGUGUUUUAAGAUCAUAAGACUAGGUAACGCAGUCAAGUAGUUAUACAUACGAAAAAGUCGUAUAAUUUGCACAACGUUAUACCUAGGUCAAGGUUUUUGUAAAAAACCAGAAUUGUUGAAUUCAAGAUUCGCCAGCUCCGGUCCAACUCUUUGCCCCACGUUCUGGAAGCCUACCGACUGGACUUCCGAAGGGGUUCGCCAGUCCCGAGCGACGAAGGCCCAAGCCAAUCCCGAGACGACGAUCUCCCCUGA